CCAGGAGAGCAGAGCACCCAGGCAAAGAGAGAAGACAAGGGGUUACAAAUGAGAAGGCUGCGUCUGCGCACAGGUGGAAUAGGGGGGCUUCCGGGGCUACAGGGUCGGCAAAACGGCUGUGAUGCAAUCACGCAAGUCACCGCGUCAACGCGUGGAUCCCAGGAUGCGCACACCCCAGACCCCUGCAUCCAGCUGCGGUUAAUCCUGAGGGCGGCCGCCGCCACCCACUUGUCCCCCCUCCGCAGCAACCGCCCAGGGUCCCUGGCGAUCCCCGACCAUCGCGGCAAUUUCCGAGAUCUGCCGAGGCCAUGACACCGGCGGGCGGCCGCGGCGGCUGGGGCUGGGGUGGCGGCAAGGGAGGCGGCAAGGGAGGCGGCAAGGGAGGUGACUCUGGUUCGGGGGGCAAAGGAGGCUUUGGGGCGCGCACGCGCGGCUUCGGCGGCGGCGGCCGGGGCCGGGGCCGGGGGCGCGGCGGCGGUGGCGGCGGCGACGGCAGGGACCGCGGCGGCGGCGGGCAGCGGCGCGGCGGGCAGGCCAAGAACAAGAACCGCCGCAGGAAGGCCAUUGCCGUGUCGGUGGAGCCGCAUCGGCACGAGGGCGUGUUCAUUUACCGCGGCGCGGAGGACGCGCUGGUCACCCUGAACAUGGUACCGGGAGUCUCGGUGUACGGAGAGAAGCGCGUCACCGUGACGGAGAACGGCGAGAAGCAGGAGUACCGCACUUGGAACCCCUUCCGCUCCAAACUGGCCGCUGCCAUCCUGGGUGGCGUGGACCAGAUUCACAUCAAGCCCAAGUCCAAAGUACUGUAUCUGGGCGCCGCUUCGGGAACCACUGUCUCUCACGUCUCCGACAUCAUAGGCCCAGACGGCCUGGUCUACGCGGUUGAAUUUUCCCACCGCGCCGGCCGAGAUCUGGUCAACGUGGCCAAGAAACGCACCAACAUCAUCCCGGUACUGGAAGAUGCCCGGCACCCGCUCAAGUACCGCAUGCUCAUCGGAAUGGUAGACGUGAUCUUUGCCGACGUGGCCCAGCCGGACCAGUCCCGCAUCGUGGCGCUGAACGCCCACACCUUUCUGCGCAACGGAGGCCACUUUCUCAUUUCCAUCAAGGCCAACUGCAUCGACUCCACAGCGUCCGCGGAGGCUGUGUUUGCUUCCGAGGUGAAGAAGUUGCAACAGGAGAACUUGAAGCCACAGGAGCAGCUAACCCUGGAGCCCUAUGAGAGGGAUCACGCUGUGGUCGUCGGAGUCUACCGGCCCCCUCCCAAGAGCAGCAGCAAGUAGCAGCAACAGAAGACAGGGAAGGUGCCCUGCACUGCCACGAGACUCAGUUGUGUCUUUGUGCCUGUCCUAUUGUGUUGCUUUUCUAUUAAAUGAAAUAAACAAUUCCCAAGUGUACUACUGUGAGACCAGGCUGGCGUUUGCAGCUGCACGUUAAUUCACGGCCCAGUCUUGGUGGACUAAUUGUACAGGCCCCUUCAAGGAAAAACUUGAGAGUGGUGUCUAUUCUAAUAACCGCAGACCUUAGCUCCUUGGGGGUCCCAUUUUCAUACACGCAUCUUCUAAUCAUAGGAUCAGGAAAAAAAGAGCCUGGGGUUGCUGAUGAUCUUUGAAAUAUUUCCUAGGGAAGUGAGAAGGCACUGUCUGUUCCCACUGGUCAGGUCACAUGACCAAGGCUGAUUACAGGGGAGGGUACUGGAGGCUCAUCUACCUAUUCAAGCUGUCUGACUCAAAUCCAGACUCUUCCUGUGAGCGUACUCUCUUCUCCCUCCCUCCUCCCUCCCACCAUCUGUUGCCUCCCCCUUCUCUCUCUUC
Microtus oregoni (creeping vole) is the source of this 1814-nucleotide messenger RNA. It is a transcript of the gene Fbll1, whose product is annotated as fibrillarin like 1. NCBI's taxonomy places the organism in Eukaryota, Metazoa, Chordata, Mammalia, Rodentia, Cricetidae. The transcript has a single exon. Gene Ontology annotation, biological process: box C/D sno(s)RNA 3'-end processing; rRNA methylation. Gene Ontology annotation, cellular component: small-subunit processome; box C/D methylation guide snoRNP complex; nucleolus. The record is from RefSeq and is a predicted model, not a curated record. Bases 309 to 1283 code for a protein of 324 amino acids. Gene Ontology annotation, molecular function: rRNA methyltransferase activity; RNA binding; histone H2AQ104 methyltransferase activity.